ACCAACAAACAACUUGUUCAUAAACAAAUUUGGAAUUUAACUAAACUGCAUUCAAAAUAUGUAUAAACAUCUUGGAAUUCAUUAAUAUUCAACAAAUGCAAAAAACAAUUUUUAUUUAAUUUUUGUAUUUAUCUAUAAAAAUAGAUACCAAGUUUGCGAAACACACACAACAAAUACCAUUAAGGAAAAAAAAACAGAAGAAGAAAAACGUCACACAACCAAAAAGGGGGAAAUUGGUGUGAGUGAAAGAGUGAACAAAUCAACACCACAAAAAUAACAACAAAAACAGAAGAAAAAAAUAACACACAUACACUAAAAAAACAUACGAGGUGGUUGUUCAACUAGCGAAUACGAAGAAGAACAAGCAGCAACACCAUACAACAACCAGCAGUAGCAACCACAGCAACAACAAAAGUAGUAAUAAAAAUACAACAACAACAUUAAACAAAAUACACAAGCAAAAGAAACGGUAAAACGAAGAAGCAGCAGAUACAAGAAGACAAAUAUGAACUAAUUUUUUUUUUCUGAACGAAAUUCACACAAAAAAGAAAAGUAACUGAACGGCAGAGACCGAGAAAGAGAUACACAAAGAGUGAAGAAAAAAAAAACCAAAACGAAACGAACGUAUAAUGAAAUAUAAAAUCAUUUUUAUUGUAAAAAAAUAAAGCAAAAGUAAAUUUUUUGAUGGUACGCAAAUUUCAACAAAAAAAUUAAAUUAAAAGAAAACGAAAAUAUUAUUUGAACAGUAAACACAUGAUAAAUAUUCCAAUUACAAGAAGAACCAAUAAGAUACUGAAUUAAAAGUUAUAAUUAAAGCAAAUCGUUUAGGACUUGAAAUAAAAAAUUUACAAAAUUGAAAUUGAAAAAGUUAAUAAAAAUUUCCUAAAAAUGCUGGAUGUUAUAGAAACUAGGAGAACGGCUGCGUGAGCAGACACUCUCUCUCAUCCAUCCCCCCACAAAAGCACAAUAUUGUGUAAGUGCGAGUGUGUAUGAAUGACGGUGGAGCACAUCACCAGCAAAAAGAAUUAGCGGCCAGCAAGAUUAUCUCUACAUUUAUUGAAAGUAUUUAACAAAAAAAUAAAAAAAAAAUAUAUAGAAAAGAAAAUAAUAAAAGCAACACAACAGAAACCAAACGAAAGAAGAUAAACUAAACUAACUAGUGGAGUUAAAUAAAUAAAAAAGAGUGAGCGCCAAUUAAUAAUAAUUUUAAAGAAAUCUUCAAGAUUUAACACCACAACAAAACACAACAAUAACAGCAAAAGCAGCAACAUCAGCUGGAAAGGAAAAACAACAAACAAAUAUUGAAGAAGCAACAAAAAGAAAAAAGAGGACUUGAACCAGCUCCUUAAAUAAACUACCAACUAUACAAUACCAUACUAACUUUAGUAAAUAAAUAAAUAAUACACAACUUGACAUCACAUUUUUGUUGAAACCAAAUAAAAUGUAUGGCAAAUCGAAAACGUCGUCGGUGCCUUCAGAUGCUCAGGCCCGUGAGAAAUUAGCACUGUAUGUGUACGAAUACCUGCUGCAUGUGGGAGCCCAAAAAGCUGCACAAACUUUCCUCUCUGAAAUAAGAUGGGAGAAAAACAUAACAUUGGGUGAGCCACCAGGUUUCCUGCACACAUGGUGGUGCGUGUUUUGGGACCUAUACUGCGCGGCACCCGAAAGACGUGAUCAGUGCGAUCAUUCAUCAGAGGCCAAGGCCUUCCACGAUUACGGUUUUGUUAGUUCGGGCUAUGGCGUUAAUGGUAUUGGCCCUGGAGGUCCUCACAGUGCCGGCGGUCCAGCGCCCAGUCCACUCGGACAAAUGCCACCCGGUGGCGAGGGUCCUAUGGGACCAGGCGGUCCAAUGGGAGCGAAUUUCUUCCCCAGUUCCACAAUGAGACCUUCUCCACCAACACAUGCGUCAAGUCCGCAACCCCCACCAUCACAAAUGAUGCCUGGCCAGCCCCCCUUUAUGGGUGGACCACGAUAUCCGGGUGGUCCGCGGCCCGGCGUGCGUAUGCAAGGUAUGGGCAAUGAAUUUAACGGUCCCCCAGGACAACCCAUGAUGCCGAACAGUAUGGAUCCAACGCGGCCGGGUGGCAUGGGUCCCAUGAAUCCUCGCAUGAAUCCUCCCAGAGGGCCGGGAGGCAUGGGUCCCAUGGGCUAUGGCGGACCAGGUGGCAUGAGAGGUCCAGCACCCGGACCGGGUGGUAUGCCGCCCAUGGGUAUGGGCGCUGGCGGAAGACCACCGCAAUGGCAGCCCAAUGCGACAGCACCUAUGAACGCGUAUUCGUCAUCAUCGCCUGGCAAUUAUGGUCCCGGGCCGGGCUCUAACGGUCCGCCCGGACCUGGUACACCCAUAAUGCCCUCGCCGCAAGAUAACACACAAGCGGGCCCUGGCGGUCCUGGCGAUAACAUGUACUCGCUAAUGAAACCAGAAUUUCCCAUGGGCGGAGGCCCUGACGGCGGCGGUGGCGGACCUGGUGGCAUGGGUCCCAUGGGUGGCGGUCCCAACUCAAUGGGCCCUGUACUUAACGGUGGGGCCGGUGAUGGCACCGGUCUUGAUGGUAUGAAAAACUCACCAGCCAACGGAGGACCCGGUACGCCCCGAGAAGAUUCGGGCAGUGGAAUGGGUGACUAUAAUCUGGGCGGCUUUGGGGGGCCCGGAGAGAAUGAUCAAACGGAAUCGGCGGCUAUACUCAAAAUCAAAGAAAGUAUGCACGAAGAAGCGAAAAGAUUUGAAAAAGAUUCAGAACAUCCUGACUAUUUUAUGCAAUAACCGCCCGGACAAAAUAUACCACCACCAGCACCACAUCCCCCAACACAAACACCACAACAGCAGCAACAACCAUCAACAUCAGCAACCACAACAAUUACACCACAUAGUAAUUCCUCCUCCAACUCCUGCUCAUCCUACAGCAAUUACCAACAAAACAAUGCCACCUGUGCGGUAAGUGGUGCAGUAACAAACGAUGACGAAACAAAUGCAGCAGCCUCAGCCGCUGCCGCAGCAGCAUUACAAGCCGUCAAUAUGAUGAAUAGCACCAUUAAAGAUCCCUCAAAUUCAUCAUCGACAUCAGCGGCGGCCUCGACUCUUACCACGGCCAUGCUUCAGCAUUUAUGGUCAUCUAUGGCAGCAGCCACAGCAGCGGCAGCCUCCAAACAUCAAGAAAAAUUCUUAGAUACUUAAGAAACGUAUAAAUGUAUGAUUCCUUCUCUCUAAUCUAAAACUACUCUAUUACUCUACUUUCUAACAACUCCACUCCAUUCUAAAUCAAUCUCCAAGAUAAACCUUAUGAUGAUAAAAACAUGAAAAUGAUGAUGAUGAAUGAUACUGAAAUCUCUUCUCUCAAAUGCAUUGGCAACAGUUGAAGAAGUAAAACAACACAAAAAACCAUUUUAACUUAAGCAGCAAAGAUAGAAACAAAAACAAACAUUAUUACUGGUAAAUGGCAUUAAACAAACAAAUAAAAAAAAAUUAAAUAAUUUUUUUUUUUUUAAAUUAUUAUUUUAUUUUGUAAAUUAAUUAUUUUUUUUGAUGAGAAAACCUAAAAAACAAGAUAAAAAAGAAAAGAAAAAAAUAAACCACAACAACAAUUAUUAUAUUAUAUAAAAAUUAAGCCUAAAAAUUAUAUAUAUAUAAAGUUUUAUAAAACAUAAAGAAAAAAACACAAAAAAAAAUAAAUAAAUUAUUUCAAAAAUAUUACAAAAAACGAAACCAAA
Molecule: messenger RNA, 3708 nt
Organism: Calliphora vicina (urban bluebottle blowfly)
Lineage: Eukaryota; Metazoa; Arthropoda; Insecta; Diptera; Calliphoridae
Gene: Ssdp
Product: Sequence-specific single-stranded DNA-binding protein
Exons: 2
Coding region: 1442-2764 (440 amino acids)
Biological process (GO): positive regulation of transcription by RNA polymerase II
Cellular component (GO): nucleus
Molecular function (GO): single-stranded DNA binding; protein binding
Source: RefSeq, a predicted model, not a curated record